CUUGCACCAGCAGGCAGCACCGCAGCAGCCCCGUCCAUCUUCAUCUCCAUCCCCAUGUCGAGCCUCAACAGCGACUCGUGGACCACCGGCCUCUGCGGCUGCUUCGACGACCCCGGCAGCUGCUGCCUGACCUUCUUCUGCCCGUGCGUGGCCUUCGGGAGGAUCGCCGAGAUCGCCGACCAGGGAGCCACAUCGUGCUGUGUGAGCGGGACGCUGUACCUGGCGCUGGCCACGCUGAUCGGGUUGAGCCCCCUCUACUCUUGCUGCUACCGCUCCAGACUGCGCGCCCACUACGGCCUCAAGGAGAAGCCCUGCCCCGACUGUUGCGUGCACUGGUUCUGCGAGCCAUGCGCGCUCUGCCAGGAGUACCGCGAGCUCCAGCACCGCGGCUUCGACAUGUCCAUCGGGUGGCACGCCAACAUGGUGAGGAUGGGGAAGGGAGCUCCCACCGUCGCGCCUCACAUCAACCCGGGGAUGACUCGUUAGCGUGCGCCGCCCAUCGAUCCAUAUCUAUCCAUCGUCACCUUCCAGAUCCAGAACAAUAAUAUGCCAAGCUACCAGUUUGUCUCUGUGCUCGGUGUGCGCGUCACAGUGUGUGUGUGCUUUUCUGUUGCUAGUCGUUUUCGAUUAAUUCCUCCAUACCCAGCCGCGUGUCAUUUAUCGUAGGCAUCUGAAUCUCAAUAAUAUCUACUAGUACCAGAUUUACAAGCUUUCUAGUAAUCAUCAUUUUCCUAUUAAUCGCAACAGUGUACUCUUAAGCCGAGCGUGUAUGAUAAACGUCCACUUCCAAACUUCUACUUUGCUUUCAUUAUUUGUAAACCUGAUGCGCUUGAAAAUUUUGAUGUUAAGACGGA
This is a messenger RNA of Lolium perenne, 854 nucleotides long. Its product is annotated as cell number regulator 2. The record is from RefSeq and is a predicted model, not a curated record. NCBI's taxonomy places the organism in Eukaryota, Viridiplantae, Streptophyta, Magnoliopsida, Poales, Poaceae.